This is a messenger RNA of Canariomyces notabilis, 1284 nucleotides long. RefSeq lists its product as uncharacterized. Lineage: Eukaryota; Fungi; Ascomycota; Sordariomycetes; Sordariales; Chaetomiaceae. The transcript has 5 exons. The record is from RefSeq and is a predicted model, not a curated record. Bases 1 to 1284 code for a protein of 427 amino acids. Gene Ontology annotation, molecular function: protein binding.
AUGGAUCCAGUCAGCCUGAUUACAGCUUUGGUGGAGGUCUUGGGGCUGUGUGCGGCAGCAGUUGAGCAGCUCAAAAAGUUCUGGAAUGCCGGAAGGGAUCUCGGGACGCUCAUGAGCAGGGUUGGUCGAGCGCAGCAGACAAUCGAGUCCAUACUGGAGGUGGUGAGAGAACUGAAGACGGCCGGUUUGGCAUCUCUGGAGUUCUCCCUAGACGUGUUCGUUAAUCCCCUCAAGGACGUCAUCAGGAAGAUCUUGCUCCAGAUACAGGGCGUUGUCAGCACGGAACCCGGGAGGCUUCGCCCGAAAUUCGUCCAAAAACUGCUCUGGACAAUGUCGCGGGACAAGUUGGUCGAUCUUGAGAAUGAGUUGAAGGAGCUUGAAGUCGGCAUGGCCAGUCAAACUGGUCAGCUAAAGCAUCUGGGCGUGACCCGGUCCAACACCCUUCCGAUUCCUACCUCAGAACCUGAGAUUCAUGACGCUUUCUCCGACACCGCCACGUUAGGACCGGUUGAGCUCGAAGAGGACGCGGGCGCUGGCAAGGAUCAUGGCGAGAUACUGAACUCAUUGCGAGUGCGAACAUGGCUUGGCAACCUCGAUGCUGAUAAACACGACCAAGAAUACGUCCGACUGCGCGACAAGUUGAGCGACGCGGCCAAGUGGGGGUAUUGGGACGACGUUUUUGAUAUACUCGAGUCGGGCCACCGCAUCUACGAGGAGUCCUGGAUCAACGCACCGAGGAUCAAACGGGGCGAGGGGCUGGAAUUCAUCAGUCUCUGGACUCCUCUUCACCAGGCUGUCUACUUGGGUGCCCCUAUAGAAGUCGUGUCAAAACUCCUAGAGCUUGGUGCAUCUAGGACACUUAGGACGCGAUGGACCGAGUUCCCUUGGCCAGAUAUGACGCCGUUGGAGCUCGCUCAGCAUCUCGGCGUCACGCAUCUGACCGACAUCCUACGACCCACCAUUCGGGUGCCAAUCCCUUACGACACUCUGAAUGCGCUGCAGAAGCAGUUCCACAAGCUCAUCACGCACGAAAUGGGCGACAGCUUCAAGGACGAAGAGUGGUUUUUGCCCCAGCUAGAGGUCUUGCUGGAGCAUGAGCCUCAACAGUGGACUUGGUUUCCCGUCAAAUUCUCGCAAACACCCGAAAUAUACGGUUAUUGGUAUCGCAUCGAUGGCCGUGAUCUGCUUAUCCGAUCCGACAGUACAAGGCUACGGGGGAUGCAGCAGGGAUAUAGGGUCUCUGUCGACGGCAUCUUUGAGGUCGAGCAGGCCAUCGUUUCUUAG